This is a messenger RNA of Iphiclides podalirius (scarce swallowtail), 1383 nucleotides long. NCBI's taxonomy places the organism in Eukaryota, Metazoa, Arthropoda, Insecta, Lepidoptera, Papilionidae. The record is from the annotation of a GenBank genome assembly.
AUGGCUGCGAUAGGUAGUGGACGGGGGACGAUGGAUUCCCAAAAUCAAGUGCAAAGUGAUACAGUAGAUCGUUUAAAAUUACUUUAUCCUAAUGUGAAUGAAGAUGAGACUCCUCUACCUAGAUCAUGGAGCACAAAAGACAAGUUCAGCUACAUCGGCCUGUCGCAAAAUAAUCUCCGAGUGCAUUACAAAGGUCACGGCAAGACUCACAAGGACGCGGCGAGCGUGCGCGCCACCCACCCCAUACCGGCGGCGUGCGGCCUGUACUACUUCGAGGUGCGCAUCGUGUCCAAGGGCAGGGAUGGCUACAUGGGCAUCGGGCUGUCCGCCCACGGCGUCAACAUGAACCGCUUGCCCGGUUGGGACAAGCACUCGUACGGCUACCACGGCGACGACGGCCACUCGUUCUGCUCCUCUGGCACCGGCCAGCCGUACGGGCCAACCUUCACCACGGGCGACGUCAUCGGCUGCGGCGUCAACCUCGUGGACAACACGUGCUUCUACACGAAGAACGGACACCAUCUCGGCAUCGCGUUCAGGGGACUACCGCCGAAUCUGUACCCGACGGUGGGGCUGCAGACGCCCGGCGAGGUGGUGGAUGCGAACUUCGGCCAGGCGCCGUUCGUGUUCGACGUGGAGGACAUGCUCAGGGAGCUGCGCGCGCGCACGCGGGUGGCCAUAGACGAGUUCCCCCUGCCCGACUCGCAGGGCCAGUGGCAGCAGGUGUUGCACAGGAUGGUAUCUACGUACCUGGUGCACCACGGCUACUGCAGCACAGCGCAGGCCUUCUCCCGCGCGACGGGCCAGCCCAUAGACGAAGACAUAGCGUCCAUUAAGAAUAGACAAAGGAUAUCGAAGCUGGUGCUGGCGGGGCGCAUCGGCGAGGCGGUGGAGGCGACGCGGCGCGCCUACCCCGGCCUGCUGGAGAGGGACUUCGAGCUGCUCUUCCUGCUCAAGUGUCGCCAGUUCGUCGAGAUGGUCAACGGCACCGACUCGGAGGUGUGCGGCGACGCGGAGGAGGGGGGCGAGGGGGGCGAGGGGGGCGAGGGGGCGGCGGGGGCGGCGGGGGGGCGGGGGCGGCGGGGGCCAACGGCGUGGCCACCUCCGUCAUCUCGCACACGGCGCGCGCCAACGGCCAGCCCCACACCAAUGGCGCGAGCGGAGCGGGCGGCGGCGGAGGGGCCAAGGACGGGGACGUGGACAUGGCCGCAGGCUGCAUGGCUAAUUAGGGUCGGUUUCGACGGCGCCACGUCAUUCACCCGUUCGCGGUUCUUCGCGAUCCGAGGCUUGUUCUCGUUUGGUUUCGCUUCAAGCGCUCCGCUCAAAGGGCCCCACUGGACGCCAUCCGGCCGUGCCGAGUGCGCGGUUUCAACUGGCUACAGU